Messenger RNA from Ornithorhynchus anatinus (platypus), 3836 nucleotides. RefSeq names its product acid sensing ion channel subunit 2 (gene ASIC2). Gene Ontology annotation, biological process: sodium ion transmembrane transport. Gene Ontology annotation, cellular component: membrane. Lineage: Eukaryota; Metazoa; Chordata; Mammalia; Monotremata; Ornithorhynchidae. The transcript has 10 exons. The record is from RefSeq and is a predicted model, not a curated record. Gene Ontology annotation, molecular function: ligand-gated sodium channel activity. The coding region runs from base 72 to 1628 and encodes 518 amino acids.
GAGUCCCUUGUCCCGCCGGAGCCCAGGGGGCCACCCCCCCGGGGGGCGGCGGGGGAAGGGAAGGGGUCCCGAUGGAUCCCCAGGACAGCGGCAGCGAGGGCAGCGCGGGCAGCGGGGGCAGCCUGCGUCCGUCCAGCGCCCAGAUGUUCGCCACCACGUCGACGCUGCACGGCCUCCGCCACAUCUGCGCGUCCGGGCCGCUGACCGUGCGCCGCCUGCUGUGGACGGUCGCCUUCGCGGGCUCGCUGGGCUUGCUGCUGCUGGAGAGCUCGGAGCGCGUCUCCUUCUACUUCUCCUACCAGCACGUCACCAAGGUGGACGAGGUGGCCGUCCGCAGCCUCGUCUUCCCGGCCGUGACGGUGUGCAACCUCAACGGCGUCCGCUUCUCGCGGCUGUCCGCCAACGACCUGUACCACGCGGGCGAGCUGCUGGCCCUGCUGGACGUGCACCUGCAGGUGCGGGAGCCGCACCUGGCCGACCCGGCCGCCCUCGAGGCCCUGCGGGGCAAGGCCCGCUUCCAGCGCUACAAGCCCAAGGCCUUCAGCAUGCGCGAGUUCGUGGAGCGCGUGGGCCACGAGCUGCGGGACAUGAUGCUCUACUGCAGGUUCCGCGGCCAGGAGUGCGGACACCGCGACUUCACAACCGUGUUUACCAAGUAUGGGAAGUGUUACAUGUUCAAUUCUGGAGAAGAUGGCAAGCCUCUGCUGACCACUGUCAAGGGGGGCACAGGCAACGGUCUGGAGAUCAUGCUGGACAUACAGCAGGAUGAGUACUUGCCCAUCUGGGGAGAAACAGAGGAAACGACGUUUGAAGCUGGUGUGAAGGUUCAGAUCCACAGUCAGUCGGAGCCCCCGUUUGUCCAGGAGCUGGGCUUUGGGGUAGCCCCUGGAUUCCAGACCUUUGUGGCCACCCAGGAGCAGAGGCUGACGUACCUGCCCCCUCCCUGGGGUGAAUGUCGGCCCUCGGACCUGGGAUUGGACUUCUUCCCUGUUUACAGCAUUACGGCUUGUAGGAUCGAUUGUGAGACCCGCUACAUUGUGGAGAACUGCAACUGCAGGAUGGUCCACAUGCCAGGUGACGCUCCUUUUUGUACCCCUGAGCAGUACAAGGAAUGUGCCGAGCCAGCCCUAGGUUUGCUGGCCGAGAAGGACAGUAAUUACUGUAUCUGCAGGACACCCUGUAACCUAACUAGGUACAAUAAAGAGCUGUCCAUGGUGAAGAUUCCCAGCAAAACCUCUGCCAAGUACCUGGAGAAAAAGUUUAAUAAGUCAGAAAAAUACAUCUCAGAGAAUAUUCUUGUCCUUGAUAUCUUCUUUGAAGCGCUCAACUAUGAGACAAUUGAGCAGAAGAAAGCAUAUGAAGUUGCAGCCUUACUCGGUGACAUUGGUGGUCAGAUGGGAUUAUUUAUUGGUGCUAGUAUCCUUACAAUACUAGAGCUCUUUGAUUACAUUUAUGAGCUGAUCAAAGAGAAGUUGUUUGAUCUGCUUGGAAGAGAAGAAGAGGACAGCAGCCAUGAGGAAAAUGUGAGCACUUGCGGCCCGAUGCCCAACCACUCGGAGACGGUCAGCCACACUGUGAAUGUGCCGCUGCAGCCGGCACUGGGGCCGCCAGAGGAGAUCGCCUGCUGACCCCUCGCCGGCGGAGCGACGACCCUGCCUGGGAGCAGCGAUGUCCAGCUCAGGACCAAACCGGUGGAAAGAAGUCAAUUGCUAUGCAUAAAAAUUCUGCCAAAACCGAGCUAGAGUCCCCGCUGGCUUGAUUACACUCUCGUUUCCUGUGGGGUUACUUCUAAAAUGGAGGAAUCCUCAUUUUUGAACCGUGUGAAAACAAAACCACCAUGUCAUAUCCUGCCAGAUGUAUAAAACACUUGCAUGCCGAUACUUUUUAUGGCAACAUAUUCAUACCUGUCUUUUUAAGCAGUAUUCCUCUUUACGAUUUCUGAUUUCCAUGGCAAGAUUUGUUCCUCAGAAUGAAAUCGUUGCCAAAAUGUUCGACGACCUCACCUCGACUAGCAUCAUAGGCUGAACUAGAAUAAAAACAAAGGAAACCGACAGACUCCUAACAUGUUUUGUGUUUGUGUAGUUUGUGAUGGUUCACAACCUAACGGGCCAGGCCUUGUGAUGACCGGUCUGCCUUUGGGGCCCCGGGGUCAGAGGUCACUAGGUCCAGGCCUCGCUCGCUUAUUCUGACUCGGUGCACUGGAUUACUUGGAACAGAUUCCAAGGCUACUAUGUUGUACUUUGAGGUUUGUCAUGCAGCAUGUAUAGUCUGGUUUGGAGAUUGGGGGGCGGAGAAGGUUGGUUUAUUCUGUGCUUCAAAUCUCAAUCGUUCCUGUUAUCAAACUUGAUCUCAUGGAAAUGUCCACCUUCAGUCACUGUCCUGGAGGGUCAAAGUUGGGUAGCGGGAUUGAGGCGGAAGCUGUCCCUUGUUUAAGGUCUCUGCAGUAACUGCUGUGAGACCAGGAUCGAGGGUGGGGAUAGGGAAGCAGCUGUGACCCUCAUCCAAGAUUCAGUGCAAGACUCAUCCAUCCACCAUGUCCUCUUCCUGGGAGCAGAAAUGUCCCCCUCCCGCCCCACCCCCCGUCCCCACACCAAACCCCACCACUGGCUUCUUCCUGCCCAAGCCAGGUGGUUUCUUUCCCCAAAUCUGUGCCCGGGGAGAGACUUCAGGGUUUCAGACAGAACUGCCCAGCAGAGCAAGGCUGUCUGCUCGGGGCUCCCCUGGCUACUGGAGGCCAGGUAUAUCCCACCCAAGUGCCACACUGCUGCGGCAUCCAAAGCCAGACCCCCUGGCUCCGAGCCCAACAUGCAGACUCUUCGCACCCGGCCUCCCCAGAGCUCAGAGCCCAGCUUGCCAAUGUAAGAACAACAUUCCCUCUUGGGUUCACCCUCCUUUCCAUUCUUUGGGCAGACCCCUCCACCUUCCCCGGAGCUACCCAGAGGUGGUUGGGACUCAGAAAAAAAGAUAUGGCCUAAGUUAUCUAGGGACCUUUGUUGCCAGAUGUUGUUACUGAGUCUUCCUAUUCCUAGCAUUCCCCUAUCCUCCAACCUCCUCCAAAGGCUGCUCCCAGAGACUUCUGGGGUGACAUCUGGGAGGAGGGGAUCCCAACGUCCGGGCCUCUGGCAAACCGGGGAAGGCCGCGCUCUUCACUGUUUGAAACUACUUUUCAUUGUUCCUUCAUGGGUGACUCUCCUGUCCCAUAUUUCCGGAAGUUUUCACGGCCAAUGACACCUCUUGUAGUCGGCUGGAGUCUUGUCUGUCAUUGGGUGUGCCCAGGAGAGGAUAGGGGUUGGGAGGGUCCACACGAAGUGGAGCUCUGAAAACUCGGUGAGCUCAGACCUUGCGGACACCGUGUCUCCCAGACCCAUCAGAAUGGUAACACAGGACAUUCUGGAUUUCUCACAGUUGUCUUUAGUCGGGGAAUACUGGGACCGAUUUAGGUUUCUCAUUGAGCAGGAGAAGAUUCCAUUUUGCUCAAAGCAGUUUUCCUCCGUAUUCUGUUUUCAAGGCACACUGACGGCCCCUGGUGUUUUCCCAAGCCGCCGGUGACCCGAGCCUUUGGUAUCGACCCGCUCUGGUGGAGCCCAACAGCCCCAGCUGGGCCCUGCCUCCUGCCCCCAUCACUGUUCCCAGCGCCAUCUCCACCACUCCGCUCUGCUCGCAGAACCACAUUCUUCCAGCAUAGAUGUGGAGCGUGCUCUGUGGGUUCUGAUUUGUAAAGCAACAAUGCACUCCCCGGCCGGGUUCUCACUUUGUCACCACCACCCAGGGGAGGGGGACUAUGUAUCUUGUCAAUAUGAUGUGAAAUAAAAAGAUCCAGUGAAUUUUACAAAGAA